Molecule: messenger RNA, 1458 nt
Organism: Larimichthys crocea (large yellow croaker)
Lineage: Eukaryota; Metazoa; Chordata; Actinopteri; Sciaenidae
Product: integrin beta-1-like
Exons: 7
Coding region: 118-1236 (372 amino acids)
Biological process (GO): cell-cell adhesion; cell adhesion mediated by integrin; cell-matrix adhesion
Cellular component (GO): integrin complex; cell surface; focal adhesion
Molecular function (GO): integrin binding
Source: RefSeq, a predicted model, not a curated record
CCUAGUCAGCAUUCGCACCCUACCAAUACACCCUGAACCCUUUCAGUGUGUCUAAGUGUGCAGAGGAAGGCAGCACAAAGACACAGCUGCAGCAGAGGAAGCUUUCAACACUUCAGGAUGGCUAUGAAGCUGCUCUGUCUCUGCCUGCUGCCGGUUCUGUUUUGUCCCAAUUGGGCCAAAAAACAAAAAUGUCUCACGUCUGCUACCGACUGCGACGAGUGCAUCCAGUCUGGCCCAGACUGUGCUUGGUGCACCGCACCUCACUCUAACAUCCGCUGUAAUACUGUGAAGGGGCUGCAAAGAGGAGGCUGCCAUGAAAGUUUUAUAUAUAACCCUCAGGGCGGGGUGCAGGUCGUCAAGAAUGACAACAACACAGAUCCAGUGAGUGCUGAGGCUUUGUUCCUCCAGCCCCAGGAGACCUCCAUCCAUUUGAGGCCAGGUGUGAGCCAGUCCUUCCCUGUCACUAUCACCAUGCCUACAGACCAGCCUAUCACAGAGCUGACUAUGGAAACCAGCCCAGUGCCAUCGGGAGUCAACAUCACAUUCAGUAGCACCGUAAAUGGAAACCUUCUGGCUGUACAGGUGAAUGUUGAGGCUGCUCGGUGUCCCAGUGAGAAUGACAACUCAAACCAGAUGCAGAACAGGACUGAGCCCUGGUCUGUCAACAUCACACCUAGUGGCUUCUCUCAGAGUUUGAAGUUAGAGAUAACUUUGGAGUGUCAGUGUGGCUGCAUGAAAAGCCGUGAGGAAAAAAGCCUUAGCUGCAGUGGCCGUGGGGCUCUGGUGUGUGGCCAGUGUGAGUGCUACAAGUCCUACGUUGGACAACAAUGCCAGACGGAGGCUGAACCAGUUUCUUCACCAAAGGAUGAGUUCUGUCGCUCAAGCCCGAAUGCCCCGGUGUGCAGUGACAGGGGGAAAUGCGUGGACGGUUCCUGUGAGUGCGACAACCGAGUAAACCCAAAAGAAAGAUACAGCGGACGAUACUGCGAGUGCAGCAACUUUGACUGUCAGUACCACAACAACAGUAUAUGUGGAGGCCACGGGAGGUGUGAGUGUGGAAAUUGCGUUUGUGAUGAUGACUGGACCGGUGAAGACUGCGGCUGCUCCAUGGAGACGGCUUCAUGCAGGGGAAGCCAUGGGUAUCUGUGUAACGAGCGAGGGUUUUGUCAGUGCGGAGUGUGUAUAUGUUGGCCACCGUACGUAGGACCAACCUGUGAGAGGUGCCCUUUUUGUUAGCGCUAAGCAGCAUGUGGAAUGAGUUUGGGACAGGAGCGAAGUACAGCUCAUCCUCUGGAGGACAGUCGACUGUGUUGCGGGCUUAAGAAUAUUCUCACAACGAAGUCCAUGUUUUCCCAAACUUUAAUAUAACUAAUGUGUUAGUUCACUUGAUUCUCAGUUUUAAUGUGUUUUUGUUAUGUCUUUUAACAUUGUAAAAUGUCAAUAAAAUAAUCUAGUGCA